Messenger RNA from Tripterygium wilfordii, 528 nucleotides. Its product is annotated as putative 4-hydroxy-4-methyl-2-oxoglutarate aldolase 2. The record is from RefSeq and is a predicted model, not a curated record. Gene Ontology annotation, biological process: regulation of RNA metabolic process. The transcript has 2 exons. The coding region runs from base 1 to 528 and encodes 175 amino acids. Gene Ontology annotation, molecular function: ribonuclease inhibitor activity. Lineage: Eukaryota; Viridiplantae; Streptophyta; Magnoliopsida; Celastrales; Celastraceae.
AUGGCCUCAUGCAAUUGUGCUCUUCAGAAUAUAUGUGCUGAAGUUUGUAAUGCAAUCUCACAACUUCUUUUGAGUGGUGAACUCCGAGCACUCCAACCAACUUUUCAGAUAUAUGGCAAACGCCCGAUGUUCUCUGGACCAAUGGUGACCCUCAAGGUGUUUGAAGACAACAUUUUGGUUCAUGAGUUUCUUGAGGAGAAAGGAAAUGGUAGAGUUCUUAUUGUAGAUGGUGCUGGGAGUUUGAGGUGUGCCAUUUUGGGAGGCAAUCCUAUAGUACAAGCUCAAAAUAAUGGAUGGGCAGGUAUAGUGGUUAAUGGUUGUAUAAUGGAUGUUGAUGAAAUCAAUGGUUGUGAUAUUGGUGUUAUUGGUGUUAGAGCUCUGGCUUCUCAUCCCAUGAAAGUCAAUAAGAAAGGAAUUGGGGAGAAACAUGUCCCGAUAACCAUUGUCAGGACCAAAAUCUAUGAUGGGGAAUGGCUUUAUGCAGACACUGAUGGCAUCCUGAUUUCUCGCAUGGAACUAUCUAUCUGA